Messenger RNA from Zerene cesonia (dogface butterfly), 1974 nucleotides. RefSeq names its product lachesin (gene Lac). Bases 60 to 1163 code for a protein of 367 amino acids. NCBI's taxonomy places the organism in Eukaryota, Metazoa, Arthropoda, Insecta, Lepidoptera, Pieridae. Gene Ontology annotation, cellular component: neuron projection. The transcript is spliced from 10 exons. The record is from RefSeq and is a predicted model, not a curated record.
AUUUGAGUUCAUUCAAAAAUCGAAAGGGCUUGCUAGGUGCGGUGCGCUGUUGUUAAAAAAUGGCGUGGAAUAUUUUGAAUUGUGUGGCGGUUGUCCUGUGUUUAACUACUAUAGCAAACUGCCAGCGGACUCCAACCAUAUCUCAUAUAACACAGGAGCAGAUUAGAGACAUUGGUGGCCAAGUGGAUUUAGAUUGCUCUGUACAUUAUGGCCAAGAUUAUCCAGUUCUAUGGGUAAAAUACGAUCGCCUGAAGACCACGGAGUCCCUGCCGCUGUCCACCAGUUCGGGUCUUAUUAUCCGAGACUCCAGGUUCUCGCUGCGAUAUGACGAUGCGUCCGCCACUUAUACACUAUCGAUAAAAGACAUCCAAGAAACGGAUGCUGGCUGGUACCAGUGCCAAGUGAUCAUAACUGUGAACAAUAAGAUCACGGCGGAGGUGGAGUUGCAGGUGCGGAGGCCACCCAUCAUAUCCGACAACUCUACGAGGUCAAUCGUUACGAGCGAGAUGGAAAGUACUCAAAUGGAAUGCUAUGCGGACGGUUUCCCGCCACCGAAGAUAUCCUGGCGGCGGGAGAACAACGCCAUCUUGCCGACCGGUGGCUCCAUCUAUCGUGGCAAUAUUUUGAAGAUCCCGCGCGUGCACAAGGAGGACCGCGGUACAUACUACUGCGUCGCUGAGAACGGUGUGGGCAAAGGGGCAAGACGGAAUAUCAACUUGGAGGUCGAAUUUGCUCCAGUUGUCACCGUUCCGAGACCGAGGUUGGGGCAGGCACUGCAAUAUGAUAUGGACCUGGAAUGUCACGUGGAAGCCUACCCGCCUCCGGCCAUAUCCUGGGUGAAGGAUGAAGUGUUGCUAUCGAAUAACCAACAUUACAGAAUUUCCCACUUCGCGACCGCGGACGAGUUUACCGACACAACUCUUCGAGUGAUCACCAUUGAAAAGCGUCAGUAUGGUAUAUUCACGUGCAAAGCGCAGAACAAAUUGGGCAGAGACGAGGGACGGGUGGAGCUGUUCGAAACGAUCAUACCGGUCUGUCCGCCCGCCUGCGGACAGGCGCGGUACGGCGCCGCGGCGAGCCUAGCGCCCACUGUGGAGACGCUCGCCGUACUGAUUGCCGCGUACGUGUGCUACGCUUUUAGAGUCGCCAAUACCAGACAUUAAUUAUUCUGGACUACGCCUCGAUCCACUCGUUUAUGUGAACAGCGCAGACAAACAUAUCAACAGCAUAUCUAUAUAUACAAUAAUACUUUAUAUAUGUGUGACGUAUUUUCUUAAGUUCUUUUGAGAUGUAAAAUUGAGAUAUGUGACUUUAGUUUCUGAAUAUUUUUGAUGAUUUAUGAGUUAUAAUUGAGUUUCUCAAUUGUUGAGUUCUUUUGAGUGUCGAACUCAAUUUAUUAUCAAGAAUUGAGGUAGCCAAUUUUUACAUAAAUUUUAUUAUAAGGUUUUUAAUUUCUUUGACUUGAACUCCAAAUUUAGCCAUAAGGCCAGAUUCUUAAUGAACCUUAUGCCAUUGACAAAUAAAACGUUUUCAUUUAAAUAUUUUGAUGUUGUCUUGAGUGAUUUUUACAAAGGCACAUGGGUUAUCUUAUUGAAGCUAUUAGUUUUUUUCAUAUCUUACUAAUUAUAAAUAAAGAUAUGAGAAAAAAACCAAUAAAUAUAGCUUUAUUAAGUUUACCCAUAUUUCAUAUGAAUUGACCAUGUUGAUAAAAACAAAUAAUAUGGCUAAGAUAACUUCAUUAAAUAAAUGAUUGCUAACCAUUAUCACCAAAAAUAUAAUUUCAGUGUCUAAGUUUCUUCAGAAAGAGCUAAGUUAUUGUUAACUUAUAAUUAUAUAAGUGAUUAAAUACAUGAAAUAGGUGUGGUAAUGAUUGAAUCUUUACUUAGCCAAAGUAGUUAUACUUGGGCUAAGAAUUUAAUAUUUUUAGAUCUGGCAUGUGUCAUACAAAAUAAUUAUUAAUAUAUUGUAUCAAUA